CUUAAACAUGUUGCGUACCACCACCACCAAGUUCUUGAACCAAGCUUCCGUUCUUAACCGUUCUAACCGUCUUUUCAGCACUGCCGCUGUCGCUUUGCAAAAAUUCCGUGCUGAACGUGAUACCUUUGGUGAUCUUCAAGUACCCGCUGAUAGAUACUGGGGUGCUCAAACUCAAAGAUCUCUUCAAAACUUUGAUAUUGGUGGUCAAACUGAACGUAUGCCCGAACCCUUGAUUCGUGCCUUUGGUGUCCUUAAGAAGGCUGCUGCCACUGUCAACAUGACUUAUGGUUUGGAUGCUACUGUUGGUGAAGCUAUCCAAAGAGCCUCUGAUGAAGUCAUUGAUGGUACUUUGAUUGAUCAUUUCCCUCUUGUUGUCUGGCAAACUGGUUCUGGUACUCAAACCAACAUGAACGUCAACGAGGUUAUUUCCAACCGUGCUAUUGAACUCCUCGGUGGUGAGCUUGGAUCCAAGGCUCCUGUCCACCCUAACGAUCAUGUCAACAUGAGUCAAUCCUCCAACGAUACUUUCCCCACUGCUAUGCAUGUUGCUGCCGUUGUUGAAAUCACUCACCGUCUUAUUCCCGCUUUGACCAACUUGCGUGAUGCUCUUCAAGCCAAGUCUACUGAAUUCGAACACAUCAUCAAGAUUGGUCGUACUCAUUUACAAGAUGCCACUCCCUUGACUCUCGGUCAAGAGUUCUCUGGUUACACUCAACAAUUGACCUAUGGUAUUGCCCGUGUUGAAAGCUCCUUAAACCAUCUUUACAACCUUGCUCAAGGUGGUACUGCUGUCGGUACUGGUCUUAACACCAGAAUCGGUUUCGAUGUCAAGGUCGCUGAUGCUAUCUCCAACAUCACCGGUCUUCCCUUCAAGACUGCUCCCAACAAGUUUGAAGCCCUUGCUGCUCAUGACGCUAUUGUCGAAGCUCAUGGUGCUGUCAACACCGUUGCUUGUUCUUUAAUGAAGAUCGCCAACGAUAUCCGUUACCUUGGUUCCGGCCCCCGUUGUGGUCUCGGUGAACUUUCUUUGCCCGAAAACGAGCCCGGAUCUUCCAUUAUGCCUGGUAAGGUCAACCCCACUCAAUGUGAAGCCAUGACCAUGGUCUGUGCUCAAGUCAUUGGUAACAACACCACCGUCUCUGUCGCCGGUUCCAAUGGUCAAUUCGAGCUCAAUGUCUUUAAGCCCGUUAUGAUCAAGAACUUGAUCCAAUCUAUCCGUCUUGUUGCUGAUGCAUCCAACUCUUUCACCAAGAACUGUGUUGUUGGUAUCCAAGCCAACGAAAAGAAGAUCAGCAGCAUCAUGAACGAAUCCUUGAUGUUGGUUACUGCUCUUAACCCUUACAUUGGUUACGAUAAGGCUGCCAAGUGUGCCAAGAAGGCUCACAAGGAAGGUACUACCUUGAAGGAAGCUGCUCUUUCUCUCGGUUACUUGACCUCUGAAGAAUUUGAUCAAUGGGUUAGACCCGAGAACAUGAUCUCUGCUUCCAAAGAGUAAACUCAUUAUUUCCCCCCUCCCACUUCGUCCCUACAUUGUAUUUUUUUCCAACUAGAAUUAAAACUCCUCU
This is a messenger RNA of Mucor mucedo, 1565 nucleotides long. Its product is annotated as fumarate hydratase precursor rhizopus oryzae. Bases 8 to 1495 code for a protein of 495 amino acids. Lineage: Eukaryota; Fungi; Mucoromycota; Mucoromycetes; Mucorales; Mucoraceae. The record is from RefSeq and is a predicted model, not a curated record. Gene Ontology annotation, biological process: malate metabolic process; tricarboxylic acid cycle; fumarate metabolic process. The transcript is spliced from 8 exons. Gene Ontology annotation, cellular component: mitochondrion; tricarboxylic acid cycle heteromeric enzyme complex. Gene Ontology annotation, molecular function: fumarate hydratase activity.